AUGUUCUUCCACUCAAUGUUGUCUCGCCCGCCUGUAACACCGGCUGCUGCUGUCCGGAGACGAGGUAGCCUGAGCGAAAUCUUCCGAACUGUGAAAACAAGAUUGCAACGGGAUCGUUCCUCUACGGAGUCCAGCCACGGGACAUUCGAUUCGCUCUUCAGCGAUUCCCUUGACGAUUCCAGCAGUACUACGGAAGAAACUUCUCCGUUUCGAAAUGGAUUCUCACCGUUCCCUACUGCGCCUGCUCUGAGGCUGUUGCCCGCCAUCCCAGGCCAAACUCCGGAUGACACUUUGUGCAGUGCUUUGGAGAAAGCUGGUUUUGGCAAAUUCGACAUCGAAGAGCCUGAUAACAAACCGGCCGCUCAGACUUUGGGCGUGGUAUCGAAGCCACCUCCGCGGGCAAGUCUGUUCAAGCUUCGCUGGGAUCGUAGGUCCAAGUCUCGCGGGUCCGAGUUCUCACUCGCAGAUCCGAAAUCUUCCCAGAGAGCAGGACAUGUCGAGGCCAGACCUAAUUCACUCUCGUCCAAAGACAGUGUAGACCUCGAUCGCUUCAGUCUCCAGCCGUUUGGUCUUCAGCGGGAUGAUAGCCAAGCGUCUCGCGUCCCGGCUUCUUUCGUUGACAAGGUACUCGAGGAAUCCAUUCCGAUGCGUUCGCCACACGUCAGCAAAUUGAAAGCAGCUGGGCGUCGCAGGACAAUCGAGAGAUCCCCUAACGAGACCCGUCAGCAACACAAGCUUUCAGAGUUUGCCACCCAGGAACAUGACAUUCAGACGCACGCGUGUCAUCCUUCCGACGCUUCUUCUGGGCCAUCGCUUGCCGAGACUGAUGACGAUUGCAGUUCUCAAGUUUCGCUGAGUGAACAGGAAGAUACGCCUUCUGCAGAUGACUAUACCUUGUCUGUGCCAGGAUCCACGCGAGUUUGCGGAGAUGUUCACCCCAGGCCCUUGAGCACAGUCUCAGAGGUUUCGUCUUGCGAAGCUACAAUUGACUCGCUGGAAUGUUGUGAAGCCGAGGGUCAGUCUGAUAAGAUGCCAUCCUCAGGGCUGCAGACAACAAGUGCUGGCCCAGCCCUUCUCAAGGAUGAUUCUGAAGAGGCUAGCUACAGGAACAUCAUGCGUGUCAUCGCUGCUCCGGCCUCGACCGCUGGCCGAGCGAGCAUCGUAGCUGGUCCGCAUAGCAUAGGAGAGCAGAUCUCGACGUUCAGACGCGGCGAUCGGGGAACUGGCUCGGAAGACCAAAGUGAUACCUCCAGCUACGGUUCACAGGACGCACAGUCACAGAGCACCUCGGUCAUGGACGUGUGUGAUGGACAUUGGCUGUAAUCGAGCCCAAGGCGUUGGUGGAAAGGAGUUACCAUUGGACAUGUGCGAUUACCGACAGAGAGACAAAGAAGGUGAAAACAGUCUUUAGUAGUAUUGAUAUCGUAGGCCGAUUGCGGGUUGAGAAGGAAAUGACACAGUAGGUAUACAACGUGUUGUGUCUCGACUACAC
Molecule: messenger RNA, 1492 nt
Organism: Emericellopsis atlantica
Lineage: Eukaryota; Fungi; Ascomycota; Sordariomycetes; Hypocreales; Bionectriaceae
Exons: 2
Coding region: 1-1323 (440 amino acids)
Source: RefSeq, a predicted model, not a curated record